Messenger RNA from Nanorana parkeri, 1492 nucleotides. Its product is annotated as matrix metalloproteinase-18-like. The transcript is spliced from 10 exons. Gene Ontology annotation, biological process: proteolysis; extracellular matrix organization; collagen catabolic process. Gene Ontology annotation, cellular component: extracellular matrix. The record is from RefSeq and is a predicted model, not a curated record. The coding region runs from base 37 to 1491 and encodes 484 amino acids. Gene Ontology annotation, molecular function: metalloendopeptidase activity; zinc ion binding. NCBI's taxonomy places the organism in Eukaryota, Metazoa, Chordata, Amphibia, Anura, Dicroglossidae.
ACUUGAGAACACUUAUCAAUCAAAAGACUUCCAGAAAUGAAGAACUUGUUUCUCGUUCUGCUACUUUCAGUAGCAUACUGCUCCGCUUUUCCAGCUGAAACUCCACAGGACAGCGAAGAGAAUGCCAAGUUUGCUGAAGAGUACUUGAAAAACUACUACAACCUGAAGACUGAUGGGGUGCGCCAGGGCAGGAAGAAAUCUGGAAGUCAGAUUUCAGAGAAGAUUCGCCAGAUGCAGGAUUUCUUUGGUUUGGAGGUGACAGGAAGACUUGACUCGGACACUAUGGAAAUGAUGCACCAGCCCAGGUGUGGGUUUGUCGAUGUGGGUGAAUACAACAUAUUUCCAGGAAACUCCGGAUGGAAGAAGAGUGAACUGACAUACAGGAUAGUGAACUACACACCAGACAUGGCCGCUGCUGAAGUGGAUGCAGCUAUUCAGAGAGCCUUCCAGGUUUGGAGUGAUGUGACCCCCCUGACCUUUACCCGAAUUUACAACAGUGUCGCCGAUAUUGAGAUCUCAUUUGCAGCACAAGUGCACAAUGACUUCUACCCAUUUGAUGGCCCACAUGGGACUCUGGCACAUGCUUUUGCCCCCAAUAAUGGAAUUGGAGGAGAUGCUCACUUUGAUGAGGAUGAAACAUGGACUAGCGGAUCCAGAGGUUACAACUUAUUCCUUGUGGCUGCACAUGAAUUCGGCCAUUCCCUGGGUCUCUUUCACUCUAGUGACCCCAGCGCCCUUAUGUACCCAACUUACCACUUCAUUGAACCCAGUGAAUUCCACCUCCCUGACGAUGAUGUUAGAGGAAUUCAGUCACUCUAUGGAGCCAGAGAAGUCCCAGAAGUUCCAAUGGUUCCAGAACAGCCAAGCACUCCCUCUUCCUGCCAGCCAAUCACUUUUGAUGCUGUGACAACUUUGCGGGGAGAGAUCUUAUUCUUCACCAACAAAACCUUCUGGCGUCAGAUUUCUCAGGAGUCACAAGCUGAGCAUCAUUUAAUCAAAACCUUCUGGGAUGCCCUUCCAAAUCACAUUCAGGCUGCUUACGAAUAUCAAGACAAGGAUCAGGUUCUCGUCUUCAAAGGUGCUAAAUACUGGGUUAUCAAUGGUUAUGAAGUCACAAAGGAUUCACCCAAAAGCAUUUAUGACUUGGGCUUUCCCCGCACUGUUAGAAGAGUUGAUGCUGCAGUCCAUGAUGAAAACACAGGAAAGACCUACUUCUUCGUAGGUGACAAAUUCUGGAGUUUUGAUGAAAAAAAGCAAGCAAUGGAUUCUGUAACUCCUAAGAAAAUAAUUGAUGGCUUACCUGGUGUUGGAAGCAAAGUUCAUGCUGCUUUCCAAAAGAAUGGACUUCUGUAUUUCUUUGAUGGUCACCGUCAGUAUGAAUUCAACGCUGCUAAAAAGAGAGUCACUCGUGUACUGAAGAGCAACAGCUGGCUGAAGUGUGGAAAUGCAAACAACAGAGUGAUCAGCCUGAAGAAAGCUCUUAUAAAAUAAU